AUGCUACACUCUGAAGAAAAUCGCCUCGUCUUCACUUACGAUGGUGAAACGCUAUGGAUCGAGCCAUGGGGCGCAAAUGCUCUGAGAAUUCGCGCAACCAAGCUGCCAUCGAUACCGCAGCAAGAUUGGGCGCUCCAGCCGCCUUCUUCAUCAAAACCCAGCAUUAAAAUCACCCAAAAUAGCGGCAUCAUUAUCAAUGGCAAGAUCAAAGCCGAUGUCAGCAAGUCGGGCAAGAUUAGAGUCUGGAAUUCCAAAGGAGAGCUGCUUCUCGAGGAGUAUACACGGAACCGCAGAGACGUGCUCGACCCAAAAUGCAGCGCCAUCGAGGUCUCGGCUCGUGAAUUCAAAGGCAUUCUCGGCACAGACAACUACCACCUCACAAUGCGCUUUGAGAGUGUCGAUCCGAAUGAGAAGAUUUAUGGCAUGGGACAGUACCAACAACCAUUUUUUGACUUGAAGGGCACCGACCUUGAACUGGCUCACCGCAAUUCCCAAGCAAGCGUGCCAUUUGCGCUCUCAUCGCUUGGUUACGGCUUUCUGUGGAACAAUCCAGGUGUUGGGCGCGCUGUUCUAGGUCGCAAUAUCAUGAGCUUCGAGGCAUAUUCCACCACAACUCUGGACUACUGGGUGGUGGCAGGCGACAGCCCAGCAGAAAUUGAGGAAGCCUACGCGAAUGUGACUGGCAAGGUCCCCAUGAUGCCGGAGUACGGCCUCGGCUUCUGGCAAUGCAAGCUGCGUUAUCAGACUCAAGAAGAGCUGCUCAAUGUUGCCCGAGAGUACAAGAAAAGAGACUUGCCUCUGGAUCUUAUUGUCAUUGACUUCUUUCAUUGGCCGACGCAGGGCGAAUGGAAGUUUGAUCCCACAUACUGGCCGGAUCCAGAUGCAAUGGUUAAAGAGCUUCAGGAAAUGAAGGUUGAGUUGAUGGUUUCAAUUUGGCCCACGGUCGACAGGCGUUCUGAGAAUUACGAGGAAAUGGUCGAGCGCGGCUAUCUUAUCCGCGUCGAUCGUGGGAUACGCACCGCCAUGGAGUUUCAGGGCAACACGGUUCACUUUGAUGCUACCAAUCCGAAAGCAAGAGAAUAUGUUUGGCAGAAAGCGAAAAAGAACUAUUACGACAAAGGAAUCAAGGUGUUCUGGCUGGAUGAAGCCGAGCCCGAGUAUACCGCUUACGACUUUGAAAACUUCAGAUAUCACCUCGGCUCCAACCUCAGCAUUGGUAACCUCUAUCCUGUUUCGUACUCAAAAGGCUUUUAUGACGGUCUGAAGAAAGAAGGGCAUGAACAGAUUGUAAACUUGGUUCGCUGCGCGUGGGCCGGCAGCCAGAAAUACGGCGCCCUCGUCUGGAGCGGCGAUAUCGCCUCAUCAUGGUCCAGCUUCAACAAUCAACUCGCAGCAGGACUCCACAUGGGCAUCGCAGGAAUUCCUUGGUGGACUACCGAUAUCGGCGGAUUUCACGGAGGUGACCCCAAUGAUCCAGCCUUUCGCGAGCUGUUUGCUCGCUGGUUCCAGUGGGGUGCUUUCUGCCCUGUCUUCCGACUCCAUGGCGAUCGAGAACCACACAAGCCUCAACAGGGCACCACUGGCGGCGCAACGUGUGUAAGCGGCGCGGAUAAUGAAGUGUGGUCGUAUGGCCCAGAGAUAUACAGCAUCUGUAAGAAAUACAUGGCUCUCCGUGAAAGCAUGAGGCCAUACACCAGGAAACUUAUGGAGGCUGCGCACGAGAAAGGAACUCCUGUUAUGAGAACGCUAUUUUACGAGUUCCCUGAGGACGAAAAGUGCUGGGAAAUCGGCAAGCAGUACAUGUUUGGUGAGAAAUACUUAUGCUGCCCAGUUCUGAAGCCUGGCGUUACUGAAAUAGAGGUAUAUCUGCCAAAGGGGGCGAGCUGGAAGGGUGCUGAUGGCGAUAUCUUACCGGGAGGGCAGACAGUUCAAGUCAAAUGCCCGUUGGACUAUAUGCCUGUGUUUGAAAGAGUUUGA
Molecule: messenger RNA, 1977 nt
Organism: Trichoderma gamsii
Lineage: Eukaryota; Fungi; Ascomycota; Sordariomycetes; Hypocreales; Hypocreaceae
Product: glycosyl hydrolase family 31
Exons: 1
Coding region: 1-1977 (658 amino acids)
Biological process (GO): carbohydrate metabolic process
Molecular function (GO): hydrolase activity, hydrolyzing O-glycosyl compounds; carbohydrate binding
Source: RefSeq, a predicted model, not a curated record